This is a messenger RNA of Striga asiatica, 321 nucleotides long. NCBI's taxonomy places the organism in Eukaryota, Viridiplantae, Streptophyta, Magnoliopsida, Lamiales, Orobanchaceae. The record is from the annotation of a GenBank genome assembly.
AUGGGAUUACCUGAAGUUGGGCCUUUGUCUUGCGAGUUCUUCUUCAACUUUCAUCGAAAUUUUGAAGGCCCGUUUUCGAAUUUGUUCGCUAUUUUGCUCGGAGCUGAUGCAAAUGGGUUUAGCAAUGUUUCUUUGAUUAUGGUUGUGGGCUUUGGUGCAUUUGCUAUUCUGGAGAUGUUAGUGUUCAGCAUUUUCGAAAAAUGGGGUAUUGAUGAAGAUGAUGAAUUUGAGGAGAAGGUUUUAUUGAAUAGCAUUUUGUUCUUGGAGCUUCAUAAGAAACGGAAGCUGAAGAAGAUGACGAAAAGGAAGCAAAAUUUGAAG